AUGAUAAGUGACAUCAUUGUUAUUUUAUUUUGGAUGACUCUACCUCAGUACAUAUAAUUUUAUCUUAGGUUUACCUAUUCUGAAUGCAAUUAUCUGAUUUAGUCAUAAAACAGAAAUAGUCAGAUAGAACCCUUAUAAGACAUUGAAAUUGAGUUAGAUGAGCAAAUAGUAUAGGGAAAUUAAAAUCUUGGGUAUGGAAUGUGGAUAAAGUAUCAACCUUUUGAGUCUAGAUUUGAUAUCGGUAUUUUUUAUUUUAAAAAUAGACAUUUCAUCAUAAACAUAUGAUAAACCAAAAAAUUUUUUUAUUUAUUCGCUAUAAGAUUCAUAAUCAUAAAGUUCAAUCUUAACCUUUUAUAUUGAAAUAUCUACUUCUACUUCAGUAAUAAAGCAUCAUAUAGACUAUUCUUUCUAAAUAUAAAAAUCUAAAAUUUCUGUCAAUUUUGAUUUUUUAAAUUACGAAGGAAAAUGGAUAUUAUAUUACUUUUAUUUUAAUUUUUAGUCAAAAUAAACAACAUUUGCUUUUCUCUUUUUAGAAUAGAAAUUUGAUCCAAAAGUGUUAAUUGUAGAAGAUAUCCCCACUAUGCCUGAAAUUAUAAGGCAUAUAGUUGGAGGAAGUUCAAAAAUUGAUUAAGAUUAAGGAAAUUUGGAUUUUUUAUAGUUUUAAGGAAGACUUUCACAAUUAUUUAGUUAAGGCGACUCUAAUGUAUUAUAAGAUAGUAAUACUUAAAAUGAAAUAAUAUAAUUAUGCAAAAUGGAAACUGAAUGCAUAUAAAAAUAAUAUAAGUUAGCUUAUUUUGAUGAAGAAUAAAGAGGAUUUCGUUUUACAAAUGAUGUGACAACUAUUUUAGAAUUUCCAAUUUAUACUAUCCAAGGUUGGGUUAGAAUAAAAUAAUUACAAUAGUAAUAUCGUGAGAUGUUAAUAUUUAGGAUUACUAUUAAUGGGGAUUAUAAAGAUGAUUUUAGAAUUGGAGAUAAAGAAUUAUAUUUAAAAUAUUAUUAAGACUAAAAUCCUAAUUUUAAUGGAUUUACAAUUACUACCUACUCUUAUGCUUUUCCAACCAAAACAGUUUAUUAAAGCUCAGAUAAAGAUAUAAUUAAAGUUUUUGGAGAAGAAUAUCAAUAAUUAUUAGUAAAUUGGCAUUAUAUAUUAUAUGAAAUUGGAACUAUUAAUUAUGAAAAUUCAGCUUAAUUUUAAAUAUACUUCCCUUCUUUAUAAAAAGUUUAAAAAUUUAAAUGGGAACAUCCAAUACAUCAUUUUAGUGGAAUAAAGUUACUUUGUUAUAUUGGAGGUGAUAAAUACACUAAAGAUUAUAUGAUUGGAUAUCUUAGUGAUCUUAUACUAAAUAUAUAUUGUACUCCUCCACUUAUUAAUUUUACUCCAAAUUGUCAUUAUUCUUGUUUAACUUGUUAUGGUCCUAAAAUUAAUAAUUGUUUAACAUGUCCACUAAAUAGCAAUCGUAUAUUAAUAUCUAAAAAAAAUACUUGUCCAUGCAACAUUUAAUAUGUCGAUUAUGAUGAUUAACCUACCUGUGUAUAAUUAAUAACCAUAUAUCCAAAUUUAAAACUUCUAGAAAAAAAAAAAUAUUGCAAUAAAGAUGGAUAUCUAUUUUGUGAUUUUAAUUCUUCAGUAUGUCAAUAAGGAUAUUUUUUAUAUAAUUCAACUUGCCUAGAAUGGUAUUAAUAUAAAUUAUAAUAGUCCUGGUAACUCUGUACUUAAUUCAAGAAAUUAUAUUCAUUGUUCAAAUUGUAUUUACAAUCCCAUCUAAUUUUCAUAUACUCUAGAAUGUACUGAAGAUACUAUUUAGUAAGAUUAUGCAUGUUAAACAACAUAAAGAUCUUUUUAUUAAAUAGAAAGUUAUGUAGUUAUUAAAAAUAGUGAAAAUAAAUUGGAGUUGCAUUUGAAUAAUGUUAAAGAAGAUUGUAUAUAUGGUUAUUUUAUCAAUAGAGAAAAUUAAUGUAUUCCUUGUUUAGAAGGUUGUUAAUAUUGCAAAAAUUCAGAGUAUUGUAUUGAAUGUAAAAUUGGCUAUUUUUUGAAUUAAGAAUUUCAAUGCUAGUAAUGUUAAGGAUGUAAAACAUGCAAAUAAGAAUAAAAUUCUGUGAUUUGUAUUUCAUGUCAUAGUCGAGCAUUUUUAAAUUAAAAUGGCACCUGUUCAUUUUGUGGAUAAAAUUGUGCUAAUUGUGAUAAUAAUCAAAAAUGUUAUUAUUGUGAUGAUCCAGAAUUAUAUUUUUUAACAAUUGAUGGAAUUAAUUGCUAAAGUUGCUAAAUUGCAAACUGCAUCUAUUGUUAUCAUUAUUAUGUUUAAAAUGAUCUAAUUUAUUCUACUUUAGAUAUUAACUUUGAAUUUAAUUAGAAUUAUUAUUCUACAUUAUAAAUAGGUUGUGCACGUUGUAAAAGCUACUAUUAUUUUAAUUAAAUUACAAAAUAAUGUGAAUUUAUAGCAAUUAUACAUAAAAAGGGGUUGGGGUUGGGGUUGGUAAAAUCUACGAGUAUAAGGAAAAUAAAAUACCUAUACUCUCCGAGUACGGUUGGGGUUGAUUCGGGUUUGGGUUUGGGUUUGGGUUUGGGUUGGGGUUGGGUUUGGGGUUGGGUUUGGGUUUGGGGUUGGGUUUGGGGUUGGGGUUGGGGUUGGGUUUGGGUUUGGGUUUGGGUUUGGGGUUGGGUUUGGGUUUGGGUUUAUUAUUCCCCAAAUAGUAAAAUAUGGAUAUCUAUGUUUUGUUAUUCCCCAAACCCUUAGGCUGGGAGUCCAACCCCAAACUUGUAGGCUGGGAGUCAUGGGAGGUGGGGUUGGGUUUGGGGUUGGGUUUGGGUUUGGGUUUGGGUUUGGUAAAAUCUACGAGUAUAAGGAAAAUAAAAUACCUAUACUCUCCGAGUACGGUUGGGGUUGAUCCCUUUAUGUCCUAAAAGUUGCGUCCUUUGUUUUUUGAUUUUCUUAAGGAAAAAAACGAUGUAAUCGUUGUAAAUAUUGCGAUUUGAAAAAAGUAAGGGGGGGGUACGGGAUUUUUUUUAAAUUUGGAAAUUUUUUAAAGAAAAUUAUUAUUAAGGUAGAACUGGACAAAAUUAGUUAAAAGGAAAAAUUAGAUUAAAUUAGCAUAAAGGAAAAAUUAUAUAUUUUUAGCAUUAAGGAAAAAUCUGA
Molecule: messenger RNA, 3134 nt
Organism: Paramecium pentaurelia
Lineage: Eukaryota; Ciliophora; Oligohymenophorea; Peniculida; Parameciidae
Source: the annotation of a GenBank genome assembly